Molecule: messenger RNA, 1638 nt
Organism: Fulvia fulva
Lineage: Eukaryota; Fungi; Ascomycota; Dothideomycetes; Mycosphaerellales; Mycosphaerellaceae
Exons: 2
Coding region: 1-1638 (545 amino acids)
Biological process (GO): proteasome-mediated ubiquitin-dependent protein catabolic process
Cellular component (GO): nucleus
Molecular function (GO): ubiquitin protein ligase activity
Source: RefSeq, a predicted model, not a curated record
AUGCCUGGCGACGGCAGCUAUCAGACGGCGGAAGGCAGCUCGCGCAAGAGAGUUAAGACAUCUCGAGAUGCCGGCCGACCGGCUGGCCUGUCCAAGAGCCCGGAAACAGUAGGCCUUGUCACACCCGCCAAGCCAGAGCCAUCAGUACCCAUGAUCGCCCCCAAGACCGAAGACGAAAGCCCGACCAAGGACAUAUGCCACCAUGAGCAGUCGCUGCGCAGCUUGCAUGGUGACCUGGAUGAAAUGCGCCAGCUCAUCACCUGCAAGAUCUGCCAGCGAUUCCUCUACGAGCCUUAUGCGCUCACGUGCGGGCAUACUUUCUGCUACAGCUGCCUGUCGCAGUGGAUGGGCCAAAAUAAGAGCAAGACGUGUCCAGACUGUCGAACUGUGAUCAAAGACGAGCCUGCGCCUUCAUACCUGAUAAGGGAACUGGUGUUGAUCUUUGUCGGCCGGAGUGCGCUGCUGCCUGAUGGCGAGACUAGUGAAGAGCAUAAUCAGCUCGCCAAGGAAGAAGCAGACAUUGUGGCCAAGGAUAGGGCGAAUACACACGUCGAAACUGGUGGUCUAUUCAAGGGCAGCUUUAAAAAGGGCACAAGACGGGCACCGGUUGAGGCGAUUCGCGACCACGGCGAUAACGUCUACAGGUGUCCUGAGUGUACGCACGAGGUGGAAGAUGGUCGAUGCAGUGGUUGUGGCAUUCGUGUGCGGACUGAAGAGGAUGACCUGGCCUGGAGCAGUGACGAGGAAUCAGUGGACAGUGACGACCUUGAGCUGGACCACGAGCUGGAAGCCGAAGACUACGACGAUGACACUGAAUUGGGCCUAAUUGAUGCCCACGCAGACGUGUGGGAUCCUUAUCAGCCGGGCCAUCCUCCAUGGCAGCACCGCGAAUGGGCCGCACCCUCAUCUGACGUCGACCUUUCGCAAGACGAGCACGAGGAAUUUAUGGAUGGGUUCAUCGAUGACGAGCCGAUUAACGCAUACCGGAGUAGUGAUGAUGAGCAAGUGGGCCAUUCCGAGGCCCCAGAGGUCAACAACAACGCACCCCAACGGCGCCGGAGAAUCGAGGAGGUCAGCGAAAGCGAGGAGGAAGAAGAGGAAGAAGAACAACCCGUACAACCAAGACUGUCUCGCAGGGUUCCCGUGAGAGUGCCGCGCCGAAUCACUUCUGAAGACCCAUCUUCUGCUGCCGCAAGCAUGGUAUCUGAUCCUAGUGACUCGGAAGACGAGUCUGACGAAGAGGAUGAUGAAGACGACGAACCUAUAAGGACUGCUCAACGCAGUCGUGGCAGACGCGUCCCAGCCAGAACGCGUCGCGUGAUGACCAUCCGAAGUGACGACGAUGAAGACGACUCUGAUGCGGGAACGAAUGCUACAACCCAGUCCGAAGCUGGCGGCUUCUCGCCAAUACAGCCAGCACCGGCGCGACAGCAGCAGGAACAUAUCAAUUACUACGACGACUCAGAUGUUGAGAGCGGGGCAGACGAUGAGGUGACCGAGCACGAUGAGCCCGAACACAUCGACUAUCAAAAUCGCGACGAGUUUGGGCAAAUCUACAGCCAGUACAAUGCAGGAUAUGGCGAAGACGAAAGUGACGGAGACGAGUCUGAUGACCAAAGUACGGCUACUGGGUACUAG